UCGAUGACCUACGGCCUGCUCUUCAUGGCUUUGUUCUGUUUCACAACAAUCACCAUCGUGGACGAACGCGAAUCUAAGAUCAAGGAGUCCAUGAAGCUGAUGGGACUGGGCGAGUUGAUCUACUGGAUGUCCUGGUUUGUCAUGAACUUCAUCUACGGCCUGUACAUCUGCAUCCUGGGUUGGGUGGUCAUGUGUGUCGACUACUCGCCGGUCGGUCGGCUCUUGAAGUCAUCCAGUCUGCUGUUCGCCAUCUUUGAACUGGUGUUUACGGUCAACACAAUCAGCGCGGCCUUUCUGCUCGGCACAUUUUUUAAGAGAGGCCGACUUGCUGGAAUCAUAUCUAUAAUCGUGUAUUUCGCCAUCCCCAUGGCUACCUCCAGUCUCAUCGAACAGAAAACUGCUCGCAUUUUGCUGUACGGGGUUGGUGUUUUCUUGUACAGGUUUGGCUUUGAAGUAGCCAGGCAAGUUCUAUAUGACAACGAAAACGCUGAGAGACCGAUUUACCUAUCAACCCUAGCAGUCAACGAAUUAGAUCCGAAUAAAAAUGUCUUGGAUGGUCUAACCAUUAUGAUACUGAAUACUGCUUUCAAUGUUUUCUUCGUCUGGUACAUAAGCAACAUUUUCCCAGGGGACUUUGGCAUUCCAAAACCAUUCAAUUUUCUGUUUACUCGGAGCUACUGGGUCCCAACUGCUGUAGAAGAAAAGGAGUUACCAGACAUCCCCCCUGAGGAGGAAAAAUACUUUGAGACGCCGAACAGCGAUUGGAAAGCCGGGAUCCAAGUCCGAAACUUAAUUAAGAUGUUUGGUAAAAAUGUCGCCGUUGCUGGAACAAAUAUGGACGUGUACGAGGGGCAGAUAACCGUGUUGCUAGGUCAUAACGGGGCAGGGAAGACAACUACAAUCAACAUGAUCACAGGUUUCCUGCCUCCCACAAGUGGAACCAUUACCGUACAUGGUCUGGACAUGCGUAAGAAUACUGACGCUGCCAGAAAAUCUAUUGGCUUUUGUCCUCAACACGACAUCCUGUUCGCUAAACUCACAUGCAAGGAACACCUCAUCUUUUUUCUCAAGAUAAAAGGAAAAUACAAAAAGGAAUUGAUGCCUGCGAUUAUCGAGCGCUUGAACUCUGUCGGUCUGGGUGGAAAAAUUAACGAUUAUUCCAGUCAACUGUCUGGUGGUCAGAAGCGGAAGUUGUCACUAGCCUGUGCAUUCAGUGGUGAUACACAGGUCGUCUUUCUGGACGAGCCAUCGACCGGCCUUGACCCCGCCGCCAGACAGGAAAUGUGGGCUUUCCUAAAGACAAUGAGAGAAGGUCGAACCAUCCUUUUAACGACCCAUUACAUGGACGAGGCAGAUGUACUGGGCGACAGAAUCGCCAUCAUGGCGGAGGGGAGAGUUAAAUGCUGCGGCACACCAAUGUUUUUAAAGAGGGUUUAUGGCGCUGGGUACAGGUUGAAGAUUGUCAAGCAGCCUGGCUGUAACACUGACGCUGUCACUCAACAGAUCAAUCAGAUACUCCCUCAAGCUAAAUUUAUGAGCGAAACCAACUCUGAGAUAGACUACCUGUUGCCUGAAAUCGUGACAGAAAAGUUCCCUCAGCUGCUGAAGAUUCUAGAAGACGACACACGGAGGCUACAAAUAAACGGCUUUGGGCUCACAGCAACAUCAAUGGAGGAUGUUUUUGUUAAAGUAGGAGAGGGUGUGACUGCUGAGGAUAUAGCGGCAGCUGUUGAAGAGGAGGUCCCUCUAGCCGCCAAUGAAGUCCACAAUGUCGAAAAAACAUCGAAGAUUGAUUCUGGUACAAUAGUAAUUGAUAUGGCUGCGUCAGACCCAAGAUCCUCAAAUGUGGAUUUGUCACAGAAUAAUACCAAACCUCGUGAUGAAACGGUGGUUUCACAGUCCCAGCAACAGACAGACAAAAUCUUCAAGAUGUUUCACGUGUGUAAAAGUGGUUCAAAGCUUGGGGUCUUCGGCCAACAGCUGCGGGGGAUCGUCAUCAAAAAGUGGGUCCUGUUCAGACGGAACCUGAUCUCCUCUCUUGUUUUAAUUGCCUUACCCUCCAUCAUCCUCGGCAUGGGGAUUUACUCAGACAAAAGCAAAACCGAAACCUCCAUGGAACCUAUGGUAUUCAGCGCUGAACAUUUGACCAACGUUAUCACGCCUAUUGAGUCGAACGAACAGACAAACCAAGAACUGGUGAAAGAAUUCAAGAAACAGUUGCCAUCUUCUGAGUUCCCUGUACACGACACGUUGGACCCAAACGAGUACUUUUUGAGGUGGCUGAAAGCGAAUGGAAAAGAAAAGUAUGAUAAAAUGGUGCUGGGUGUGGUGUUUGAACAGCACGACUUUGUACAUCUGUAUUUCAAUGGUCGGAUCAGGCAUGCGCCGGGAAUAGCGGUGCAGCUAAUGCUGAACGCCGAGGUAAAGAGAGUGCUGGGAGAGGAAUUCUCCGUCCAAUCUGGACUGAGGUACUUCUCAUCAGACCUAGCUAAUGAAGAGUCGCUCAAAACUUUUAUGGCCUUGAACUUUGCAAUGGCUCUUGUUCCUGUUGUGUUUAUCUACAGCCUCAUUGUAGAACGGGCAACUGGUGCCAAACACCUCCAAACACUGAGCGGCGUCCACCCUAUUGCCUAUUGGUUAGGGACGUUUGUCAUAGACUUCCUGGUCAUGCUGCUCUUGAUAGUACUCACGCUGUGCCUGCUGACAUUGAACCCAAAAACCUUCAUAGACAACGACCGCUGGUUGGUGCUGUUGAUCGGGUUUCUCUGCUUUGGCUGCACCACGUUUCCCUUCCUAUACCUCGUGCAGAAUAUUUUCUCCUCCCCAUCCCGAGGUAUCGUGGUCCUUCUCAUCGCCAACGUCGUCAUCGGUGUGGUUAUCGGCCUUAUUAUUGGUAUGCUUAAAAUGAUGGGAGUCACAUUGACUGGCAUGUACUUCUAUCUCGAUCUGGCCUUCGGCUACAUUUCUCCAAGUUACUCGCUGUCCGUCAUUCUAACGACAGUACUGGGAGUCAAUUCAAAGAUUGCAAAGAACUUCACCGAAAUGAUGGAUUAUAACAACCAAAUAUUGCCUGAAGUCUUCUACAAGUUUCUGGGACAGGCAGCCGUUUCGUGGAUACUUAUUUUGUUUAUAGAAUACAAGCUCCACAGAUUUAUAUGGUACAAUAUACCGUGUCUUGGGUCACUUAUCUGUAAAGGAAAAUCUCAGGAAACGGUGGCAAAAGAAGACGAUGACGUCAGUAAUGAGCGAAAAAGAGUACAUGGAUCCAAAAAGGAAGAUCUUGUCAACAAAGACGCCCUUCUUCUGAUCGACCUGAAGAAAGUCUACUGUGGUCUUUUCGGCUCGACAAAGACGGCGGUCCACCCCGUUAGCUUUGGGGUGCCAGACAAGGAGUGCCUAGGGUUGCUGGGACAGAAUGGAGCUGGGAAGACAACCAUCUUUAAAAUGUUGACAGGGGACAUCACUUUAUCUGCAGGAGAGGCUUACGUAGGCGGCUAUAAUAUCAAAUCACACCUCAAAAAAGUCCAGUCUAUGAUGAGUUACUGCCCCCAGUUUGACGCCCUCCAUGACGUGUUGACAGGACGAGAGACCCUGUACCUGUACGGCAGGUUGAGGGGAGUCAGGGAACACUGCCUGCAUGAAAUCACUGAAAUUAUUAUCGACUUUAUCACUCUUCGACCACACGAGGAUAAAAUAACAUCUGCUUACAGUGGCGGUAAUAAAAGGAAGUUGUCCAUAGGGAUAGCCAUCAUCGGUGACCCCCACUUUAUAAUGCUAGACGAACCGACAGCUGGCAUGGACCCCAUCUCUAGGAGAAGUCUUUGGAAAUGUCUGCAUAUGAUCAGGUCAAUGGAGAGAACCUUGGUGCUGACCUCACACAGCAUGGAGGAGUGUGAAGCGCUGUGCACGAAAAUUGCGAUCCUCAAAAGAGGGCGGUUGAUGUGUCUGGGCAGCACGCAGCACUUGAAGAACAAAUUUGCCCAGGGCUAUACCGUCAUCCUCCACGCUAAACAUCAAGAGGACGGAGCCAUCCUUCCACUGAAGCCUGCGGUAGAUUUCCUGAUCUCAUCCAUCCCUGGAACUACGGUUUUCAACGCCCAACCCUCGUACUACCACCUACAAGUUCCAGAGACUGCCCGUUUGUCUGAAAUCUUCAGGCUUUCAUUAGAGGCCAGGUCGACAUUUGACCUCCAACAUUUCACGGUCCAACAGACGUCCUUAGAGCAGGUCUUCUUGCUGCUCAUGAAGGACGAAAAGUGAUGAAUGAGUUUAUUAAAUAUUGUGUUCAAAACAAUGAGAGCAGUAUGUCAU
Messenger RNA from Physella acuta, 4311 nucleotides. RefSeq names its product retinal-specific phospholipid-transporting ATPase ABCA4. Gene Ontology annotation, biological process: lipid transport; transmembrane transport. The record is from RefSeq and is a predicted model, not a curated record. Gene Ontology annotation, cellular component: membrane; intracellular membrane-bounded organelle. Gene Ontology annotation, molecular function: lipid carrier activity; ABC-type transporter activity; ATP hydrolysis activity. Lineage: Eukaryota; Metazoa; Mollusca; Gastropoda; Physidae.